UUGCUCCCCACUCUACCCACAUAUAUCUCAGUGGCGACGAGUCGUGUCUUACCCGCGCGUAACAAAAAAGUGACAUGGAGCAUUUUUUCGGAAAUUUGUCUGUUUUCGACCAUAAUUCCCAGGAAUGGGAGAUUUUUCAUAGUCGACUGUUGCAGUUUGUCAAAUUAAAUCAAGUGGGGGAAGACAAAAAGGGCGCGUUACUCUUAACGCAUUUGUCAGAUGAAACAUACCGAUUGGCAAGGAACCUUGUUCAUCCUAAGAAGAUUGAGGAAGUCAAGUUCGACGAGUUGGUGAAGGUACUCGAUCAACAUUUUACUCCGAAGCGCUGUACUUUCGCAGACCGUGCGAAAUUUUACGCGGCUACGCGGGAUAUUGGCGAAAGUAUCGAGCAAUGGGCGGCUCGAGUUCGAGGACUUGCGGUGCAUUGCGAGUUUGGGAGCGCGCUCGAUAUGAUAUUGAGGGACAGGCUCGUGCUGGGGUUCAGGGCAGGACCGGAGCGUGACAAGCUUUUCGAACAGGAUGCUGCAACACUCACGUUCGCGAAAGCCGUAGAAGUAGCUCAGCAGGCGGAAUGUGCAAGGAAGGUGAAGGCCUUACCUACCGUGACCGUUAAGGAAGAGCCACUGUACAAGGCGAGCAUGGGCCGGGCGGGCCAAGCGGCCAGCCGAGACCAGCCUAUGCGUCGGUGUAGUGUGUGCGGUUUGAAAGGGCAUGAGGCUGAUAAGUGUCGUUUUAAAAAUUAUCGUUGCCAAAAAUGUCACAAUAAAGGUCACUUGAAAAAGGUGUGUAGUGCGCGUGUGAACAACAUUUCUGUUGAAGAUGUAACUCCAGACGACCAGGAUUGCAGUGACUGUCAGGAAUGUAAAGUCUUUAGUUUAAGGUGCGUACACUAUGAUCCUAUACUAAUGUCUGUUGCCAUUAACGGAAAGGAGUUUGAUAUGGAAGUCGAUUCCGGUUCGAGCAGUAGCGUAAUUUCAGAUAGCAUGUAUCGAACAGAAUUUUCAGAAACACAGUUAAGUAGUUGUAGUAUGAGAAUAUGUUUCUACAACGGUCAUAAAAUCUUACCUCUGGGUUAUUUUUCCACACAAGUAUCAUUUAAUGGCAUGACAAAGCAAAUUUCAUUUUAUGUCAUAAGAAAUGGAGGUCCAGCCUUGCUUGGGCGAGAUUUUAUGGCCAAGUUCGGAUUAGGUAUAUUGCCUAUAAAUAAAAAUUACAAUUUAAACUGUUCGUGCGAUAUAGAUACCGAUAAGUUGUUAAAUAAAUAUAAAGAAUUAUUUAAUGAUGAUUUGGGUUGUUUUAAAUAUGGCGAAGUAAAGUUACAGCUUAAACAUGGUGUCAAACCGAAAUUUUGCAAAGCUCGACCCCUACCUUUUGCACUUAAGGGUCCCGUAGAGGAGGAGUUGAUGAAACUCGUGGACAAAGGAAUAUUGGUACCUGUCAAUCAUUCCGACUACGCGACGCCUAUAGUACCGGUACGAAAGGCUAACGGUAGUGUAAGAAUAUGCGCGGACUAUUCGAUAACUAUAAAUAACGAUGUAUACAUAGAUACGUAUCCGCUUCCCCGUAUCGAAGAAGUGUUCGCAAAACUUAGUGGAGGGCAACAUUUUUCCAAGUUGGAUUGUAGUCAAGCGUACAAUCAGUUCCGACUUUCCAAAGAUUCUCAAAGGCUUACUACUAUUAAUACGACUAAGGGCCUGUUUAUGUAUACACGUCUCGUAUUUGGAUUGGCAAGUGCGCCCGCGAUUUUUCAACGGGCGCUCGAAAGCGUACUAGCGGGUAUCGAAGGGGUAGCCGUGUUUUUAGAUGACGUGUGUGUAACGGGGCCCACUAAAGAAAUACAUCUGAAAAGGUUAGAGGAAGUUUUUAAGCGGUUCCAAAAUGCGGGGUUGAGGUUAGGUAAAGAUAAAUGUGCUUUUUUUCAGGAAAGCGUCACAUACUUAGGUCAUAUUAUUAAUAAAGACGGGUUACUGAAGUGCCCAAAGAAAGUUGAGGCAAUUGUGAGUGCUCCUCGGCCUAAUAAUGUGACAGAAUUGAAAAGAUUCCUGGGUAUGUCUAACUAUUACCGAAAUUUCGUUCCAAAUGCAUCAUCUUUGCUAGGGCCUUUACAUGAGCUAUUGCGCGCUGACGCGCAAUGGGAGUGGUCAGAGCGGCAGCAGGCGGCGUUCGAGGCGAUGAAGCGCGAGCUGGCGUCAGAUCGCGUACUCACACACUUUGAGCCGAGCGCGCAGCUGACGGUAGCUGUAGAUGCUGGUCCCUACGGUCUUGGGGCAGUACUGGGUCAAAUUGGCCCCGAUGGCAUCGAGCGACCGCUCGCCUAUGGUUCAAGGUCCCUAACAGCCGGCGAGCAAAACUAUAGCCAGCUUCACAAAGAGGCUGCAGCAAUUGUAUUUGGUGUGACACGGUUCCACCAAUAUUUAUAUGGUCGGCAGGAGCCUUUUAUUUUGAAAACGGAUCAUAAACCGCUUUUAGCAAUAUUUGGCAAGAGCAACGCGCGGCGCGCCCCCGCGCGCCCCUCCUUCGCCAUGGGCCCGCCCCACCUCUGCGUGGCAAAGGGUACAUAUAGACUAUUUCUCGGUGGGUCAAAGGUCGUUCUUAAUAGUAGUAGAUGCCUUUAUACGGGGGAAGAGGUGAGAAUCGCGGAGGGAGAGAUGACUGAGACCGAGACUCCUAUGAGUUCGAGUGAAAAUAAUCAGGUAGUUGAAUCAUCGGAGCAUUCUGAGCAACCGGUGCAAGACAAUAGGGAGGGAGUCUCGUCUGGCUCAUCGCCUGCUCCUCAGCCUGGAUGGGAGAUCUUCGCGCACCGCUGCGAGCGCGGCAAGCCAUUCGCCGCGCUCGCCCAGCGGUGGACUCUAUUGCUUAGGUAA
Messenger RNA from Cydia pomonella (codling moth), 2864 nucleotides. RefSeq lists its product as uncharacterized. Bases 75 to 2864 code for a protein of 929 amino acids. Gene Ontology annotation, molecular function: nucleic acid binding; zinc ion binding. Lineage: Eukaryota; Metazoa; Arthropoda; Insecta; Lepidoptera; Tortricidae. The record is from RefSeq and is a predicted model, not a curated record. The transcript is spliced from 4 exons.